AUGAUUUCACCCAUAAGCUUUCUAUCAUCGCUGCUAUGCUUAACUUAUCUAACCUCAGCUUUACCGAUUCUUCCUAAGAGAGAAGUUGUAACGAGAGUUCACACAGCAAGCACAACUAAUGUUGUGACUGAUUUUUACUCCACUACUACCGAAGUUGUUAUUGCCCCAACUGUCGAAUUCCUAAUAAGCGAUAGUGUUACCUUUACAACAACCUUAAUUCCACAAGGUGUGAACCCAACAGCUGAACCAACUACGACUAUCACUAAAGUUCUCUUAAAAAAGGCUGAAAUGAGUACAUCUUCGCAGCCAACCUCUACUUUGCAGCCAAGCACUAUUCCACAAUCAACCUCCUCUUUUCAAGCAGAAUCUACUUUGCAAGCCGUCUCUACGCAACAAACUGCUAUGUCUGUUUCUGCAGGUACUAGUGAGGAUGUGCAACAAUUAGCUACUACUUCUACCUCUAUCUCCUCCUCUCCUUCCCCUACCACUACGUCUACUUCCACACAAAAUAUCGUGAGUGGUGUCGGUGAAGCCAAUGUUGAAGGCAACACUCAAAGUCAGCAUCAUUCUUACCAAGCAGCUGCGACUUCAACUUUGAAUCAACAAACGAGUACCUCAAUUGCUUCUCAGGAGUCCACCGAAUCAACCAAUACACCUACGUCGUCCUCUACGUCGUCCUCUACUUCUUCUUCUACUUCUUCUUCUACUUCUUCCUCUACUUCUUCUUCUACUUCUUCCUCUACUUCGUCCUCUACUUCGUCCUCUACUUCAUCCACACAGGAAACAGCCGCUACCACCUCUGAAGGUUCCUCUAGUAGCAGCGCUGCUAUAACUUCUUCUCCAAAGGCUAUUGCAUAUUCACCAUAUAAUGAUGAUGGCUCUUGUAAGUCUGCAGACGCUGUCUCUUCUGACUUAACGUUGAUCAAAUCUAAAGGUAUUUCCAAAAUCCGUGUUUAUGGCACCGACUGUAAUUCCUUUGAAACCGUCCAACCAGCAGCCGUAAAACUAGGUAUUAAGAUUAACCAAGGUUUGUAUAUCACCAGUAGCGGCGUUGAUUCCAUAGAUGAUUCUGUUACCACAUUGAUUCAAUAUGGUCAAACUAACGGUUGGGAUGUCUUUGAUUUCAUUACUGUUGGAAAUGAAGCUAUCAAUAAUGGUUGGUGUUCAGUUUCUGAUUUGAUUAGUAAAAUUUCCUCUGUCAAAUCCAAAUUAAGCGAAGCUGGCUAUUCUGGCCAAAUUACUACCAGUGAGCCCCCUGUCUCAUUUGAAAAUAACCCUGAUUUGUGCAAAAAAUCUGAUAUUGACUUCGUUGGUAUCAACCCACAUGCCUACUUUGAUACUAGCGCCAGUGCUGAAACUGCCGGUACAUUUGUUAAGGGUCAAGUUGAAUUAAUUCAAGGUGUUUGUGGUACUUCUAAUGUUUUCGUCACGGAAACAGGUUACCCAUCGUCUGGUAUUCAAAAUGGAGGCAACAUUCCAUCCACUGCUAACCAAAUUACUGCAGUCCAAAACAUCUUGAAUGAAAUGGACUUGGAUGUUACAAUCUUAUCGACUUACAAUGAUUACUGGAAGGCUCCCGGUGAUUACGGUAUCGAACAAUCUUUCGGUGUGAUUGAAUAUUUUCCAUAA
Molecule: messenger RNA, 1629 nt
Organism: Saccharomyces cerevisiae S288C
Lineage: Eukaryota; Fungi; Ascomycota; Saccharomycetes; Saccharomycetales; Saccharomycetaceae
Gene: SCW11
Product: putative glucan endo-1,3-beta-D-glucosidase
Exons: 1
Coding region: 1-1629 (542 amino acids)
Biological process (GO): carbohydrate metabolic process
Cellular component (GO): fungal-type cell wall
Molecular function (GO): hydrolase activity, hydrolyzing O-glycosyl compounds
Source: RefSeq, marked reviewed